CGUGUAUUAAGUAUGAAGGCAAAUGGUAUAAGCCCCCUAGAUUUGAGAUACUUGCAGAGAAAGGAUCGUGUAAAAAAUGGAAAGCAACUAUUUUCUAUGAUGAUCAACCUCUGGAGUAUUGGAUUAAGAAAGGUUACCUAAAAACCGAGGGAUACAGAAAAGGAAGAUCCAAGACUAGAAAGGAAAUACAAUCAUCCGGCUCUGAAGAAACUGAAGAUGAUAAUGCUGAAGAGAGGACAACAAAACAUACAAUUUCAACAGCAACGAAACAUCUAUUCAGGGGGAAAGAACUGAGAAUUAUUCUCAAGAGAUGUUUUGAUGGAAGACAGGGAACAGGUGCUUGUCACUCCAAGUGGAUUGCCCGUCCAGGAGAGUGCAGCAGCUCAGCAAAAGUUAACACACCCACUGCGGCAGCGACACUCAUUGCUCCCUCACACAUACAUGACCUAUCCAUCAAUGGGAGUAAUGGGGAAGGCAGUGAAGACCAGUUACCACAAAGCAGUGAAAGAAAAGAACAGGAAGCUUCCACAUCUUUGGAAAUAGUGAAUAAAACUGAAUCCAGUGUCUUAAACUCUGAUGCAGGGAUGGAGGACAGAGAAGACGGCCAUUUAACUCACUGUGGAAAUGAGAAAGAACAAAACAGAGAAGAUCCUCUUGAUAUGUCGAGAUCUGAAGUUACUGGAAAUACCAGAGAUGUGGCAAUACAAACUGUGCCAAAAGUGCUACUGAAAGCAAAAAUACAGCCUGCAGAAGAAACUGGGGGAGAUAUUGUUGAAGAUAAGGACCAGUUUCUAAGCAGAGGGCAGCUGGCAGUGAAAACAGAGCAGAGAGCUGAAGAGAAGGUCGGGUCUGGACAUGAAAACGAGGUUGUAAACUCAGAAGAUGCUGGGAAUGAAGAAGAGGAAGAUGAAAUGGAAAUGAGAGGAAUGGAAUCUGAAGCUGUACCUGCUGUUGCCUCUAACCACACUGACAAGUGUGUUAUUAAAGGCUCAGAAGACAGAGGAGAUGCACAGUCAGCAAACUGUGGGAAUGAGAAAGAAGCAAAAGGAGACGAUCCUCCUAACAUGCCAAAAUCUGAAGUCACUGUAAAAACCAGAGAUGUGGAAAGAAACACACCAAUCAAACAGCAGAAUGUGGAGGAAAAAACAGAAGAGGAAAUGAGUCCUUCCUGUGAACCUCUGGCUGCGUCAGAUGAGUGUGAACAUAAAGAUGUCCACUGCUCUGGCCACAAUCUAGCUGAAUUACACUCCACGAGGCCUGAGAGGAGUUCAUCUCAAGCAACUCAAACCUCUGUCGGCAUUAAUUUCUCUCACAUGUCAGAGGCUCUGUCGCCUGGGCCCUCAGUCAGCUCUGGUUUGAAUACAACGGAUCUUGAUCAACUGAAGAGGGAAAAACUAAAAAUGCAACUAAAGGUCUUAAAAUUACAAGAAGAGUGUUACACUUUGAUAAUAAAAAAACUUAAAAAAUGA
Molecule: messenger RNA, 1469 nt
Organism: Neolamprologus brichardi
Lineage: Eukaryota; Metazoa; Chordata; Actinopteri; Cichliformes; Cichlidae
Source: RefSeq, a predicted model, not a curated record